Juglans regia (Persian walnut) is the source of this 3130-nucleotide messenger RNA. Its product is annotated as receptor protein-tyrosine kinase CEPR1-like. Gene Ontology annotation, molecular function: protein kinase activity; ATP binding; receptor serine/threonine kinase binding. The record is from RefSeq and is a predicted model, not a curated record. The transcript is spliced from 2 exons. Lineage: Eukaryota; Viridiplantae; Streptophyta; Magnoliopsida; Fagales; Juglandaceae. Gene Ontology annotation, biological process: protein phosphorylation. Bases 94 to 2928 code for a protein of 944 amino acids.
CCAAUGAUCCCUCAAAUCAUUCCACUUAUAUACUUCUUCUCUUCCUCUUCUCCUUCCUUACAACAACCAUCUUAAAGCCUCUUACUCUCGCAAAUGGCUCUUAGGUCUCUUACAUUCCUUUUUGGGUUACUUUUGUCACUCUCUUGUCUUUCUCAUGCAAUCAAUAAAAACCAAUCUGAGUUCUUCACCUUGAUGAAAAAGACUGCCUUGGGGAACUCCUUGUCUAGCUGGGAUGUCUCGGGAGGGAAGCCUUAUUGCAUGUUCAAUGGAGUUAGCUGCGAUGAUCAAGGUGAUGUUGUUAAAAUCGAUGUCUCCAGUUGGUCACUUUCAGGUGACUUCCCCGAAAAUGUGUGCUCUUACCUGCCAAAAUUGCGAGUGCUCCGCCUUAGCCGCAACAAUUUCAGUGGCAACUUUCCUGUCAGUAUCGUCAACUGCAGCUUCUUGGAAGAGCUGAACAUGAGUCGAUUGUAUCAAUCAGGAACUCUUCCUGAUUUCUCGUCUAUGAAGUCUCUGAGGAUACUUGAUUUGUCAUACAAUCACUUUGUGGGCAACUUCCCCAUGUCAAUCAUCAAUCUCACCAAUCUGGAGGUGCUUAACUUCAAUGAAAACCAUGCUUUCAACAUAUGGGAACUCCCAGAGAACAUUUCCAGGUUGACAAAGCUCAAGUCUAUGAUCUUGACAACGUGCAUGGUGCAGGGUACGAUCCCUACAACAAUAGGAGAUAUGACAUCUCUUGUUGAUCUUGAAUUAAGUGGAAAUUACCUUGUUGGUAGAAUUCCAGCAGAGAUUGGGUUGUUGAGGAACUUAAAACAGCUUGAACUCUACUACAACCAACUUGUUGGCAACAUACCUGAGGAGCUUGGAAAUCUAACGGAGCUCAUAGACCUGGACAUGUCUGUCAAUAGGUUGACGGGCAAUAUCCCAGAAUCCAUUUGUCGUCUUCCCAAGCUCCAAGUCCUACAGCUUUACAACAACAGCCUUACAGGAGAAAUCCCAAGUGCAAUUGAAAAUUCAACGACCUUGACAAUUUUAUCACUUUAUGACAAUUUUUUGACAGGAGGAGUUCCACGAAAUCUAGGACAUUCAUCACAUUUGAUUGUUCUAGAUUUAUCAGAAAACUAUCUGUCGGGUCCAUUGCCAGCAGAGGUUUGCAAGGGAGGUAGACUGCUUUACUUUCUUGUACUUGAUAACAUGUUCUCUGGAAAUUUACCAUACACAUAUGAAAAAUGUGAGACUUUACUACGGUUUCGAGUUAGUCAUAAUCGUUUAGAGGGACCCAUACCUAAAGGACUUUUGAGUCUUCCCCAUGCCGCAAUCAUUGACUUGGGCUACAAUAAUUUGACUGGAAACCUUGUUGACACAAUUGGAAAUGCUAGAAAUUUAUCAGAACUGUUCAUACAGAGUAAUAGGAUUUCAGGUGUUUUACCACCUGAUAUCUCCGGUGCUACCAAUUUGGUGAAGAUUGAUCUUAGUAAUAAUUUGUUGUCUGGUCCAAUACCUUCAGAAAUUGGCAAGUUGAGAAAGCUAAAUCUGCUGCUGCUACAAAUCAACAAGUUCACAUCUCCCAUCCCUGAUUCACUUUCUAUGCUAAAAUCUCUCAAUGUUCUUGAUCUCUCAUACAACCAGUUGACCGGAAGUAUCCCAGAAAGCCUAUCUGAAUUGUUGCCUAACUCUGUCAACUUUUCAAACAAUUUGCUUUCUGGUCCAAUUCCUCUCUCAUUAAUAAAAGGAGGGUUGGUAGAAAACUUCUUUGGCAACCCAGAACUUUGUGUGUUGGUCUAUGUUAAUUCCUUUGAUCAAAAGUUUCCCAUUUGUUCAAAAACUCACAACCGAAAGAAACUAAAUUCCAUCUGGGCAAUUGGAGUUUCUGUUGUUCUCAUCCUUCUGGGAGCUCUCCUUUUCUUAAAGCGCCGGUUUAGUAAAGAAAGAGCUGUGAUAGAACAUGAGGAGACAUUGUCUUCAUCUUUCUAUUCAUAUGAUGUAAAAAGCUUCCAUCGAACAAGUUUCGAUCAACGCGAGGUGAUCGAUGCCAUGGUGGACAAGAACAUCGUGGCGCAUGGAGGAUCUGGGACGGUGUACAAAAUUGAGUUGAGCAAUGGGGAAAUUUUUGCUGUGAAAAAGUUAUGGAAUCAAAGAAUAAAACAAACUACUUCAGCGGGUCAAUUGUUCAUAGACAAGGAGUUAAAAACAGAGGUGGAAACUCUGGGAAGUAUAAGGCACAGAAACAUAGUCAAAUUGUACUGCUACUUCUCAAGUUUAGAUUGCAGCAUGCUUGUUUAUGAGUAUAUGCCGAAUGGCAACCUUUGGGAUGUUCUUCACAAAGGUUGCAUUCAUUUGGAUUGGCCUACUCGCCAUCAGAUUGCAUUAGGCAUUGCACAAGGUUUAGCAUAUCUCCACCAUGAUCUACUCCAUCCAAUCAUUCACAGAGACAUCAAGUCAACCAAUAUCCUUUUAGAUGUUAAUUACCAGCCCAAAGUCGCAGAUUUUGGCAUAGCCAAGGUUUUACAAGCAAGAGGAGGGAAGGAUUCAUUCACUACAGUAGUUGCAGGGACUUUUGGUUACUUGGCACCAGAAUAUGCAUAUACAUCAAAGGCAACAACCAAGUGUGAUGUGUACAGUUUUGGAGUAGUUCUAAUGGAACUGAUAACUGGGAAGAAGCCAGUAGAGCCAGAGUUUGGAGAGAGCAAGAAUAUCAUCUAUUGGGUCUCAAAAAACGUGGACACAAAAGAAGGAGCUUUGGAGGUCUUAGACAAGAGAUUAUCAGAGUUGUUCCAGGACGAGAUGAUCAAGGUUCUUCUCAUUGCCAUUCGUUGUACCUACAAAGCCGCAGCCCUUCGCCCAACCAUGAAGGAAGUUGUUCAGUUGCUGAUUGACGCUGACCCCUGUGCAUUCGAUUGCUGCAAAUCUUCAAAUAAGAUUAAAGAAUAAACAAUUUUGAUUUAUGAGUACAUCAUGAGGACUUGGCAUCUGUAUAUAUAUAUAUAUAUAUAUAUAUAUAUAUAUAAACUCUCUCUCUCUCUCUCUCUCUCAAAGUGAAUGGGAGACUCACCAUCAUAAAGAGCAACUUACUAUGAUAUUGUCUUUGUAAUUUUUAACAACAUUAGUUUGUAGAUUUUGACAGUUUUAUUUU